Molecule: messenger RNA, 1247 nt
Organism: Emiliania huxleyi CCMP1516
Lineage: Eukaryota; Haptophyta; Isochrysidales; Noelaerhabdaceae
Exons: 1
Coding region: 89-1018 (309 amino acids)
Biological process (GO): alpha-ketoglutarate transport; mitochondrial citrate transmembrane transport
Cellular component (GO): mitochondrion
Molecular function (GO): tricarboxylate secondary active transmembrane transporter activity
Source: RefSeq, a predicted model, not a curated record
UCGGCCCCUCACGGAUCCACAAAGGCAUCAGCCGGUUGCCGCGCUCUGUAAGCGGCAACCACAGCCACCGCUAGUGCUCGCCGCACGUAUGGCAUCGGUCACCUCGCUGCGAAAGCUGCUCGACGCCAUCGUCGGCGAGGAGGGUUCAGCGAGGUCCAAGUUUGUCGACGGCACUGUGCUGCAGACCAUCUCGACGCUCACGCUUGGCCAGCCGUUUGAGGUCUGGAAGACGCGGAUGGGACGGCACAGGACAGAGACGACCGUGGGCUCAUUCAGGCACAUACUGCACAGCGGAGGCGUCCGCGCAUUUUACGCCGGCACUGGGCCGAAGCUGGUUGAGAGCGCCACAAAGGGCGGCGUGCUGCUGGUCGCCAAGGACGCGAUCCAGGAGAGCUUGAAGGGUGCGGGCGUCUCGUCAACCACCGCUGGCUUCGUGGGCGGCGCGGGCGGCGGCGUCGCGCAGACCGUGGUGAUGGGGCCCUGCACCUAUCUUGUCACUGCGAUGGUGCUCGGCAAGGAGCAGUCGGUGUGGGGCAUCAUGCGGCGCACCUGGGCCAGCAAGGGCCUCCUCGGCUUCUACCCGGGCGGCUCAGCCAUCGCCGCGCGGCAGGCGAGCAACUGGGCGAGCCGCGUCGGCUUCACCGAGGCGGUGCGGACCAAGAUGAAGGCGGCGCACGGCGACCCGACGCGGCGGCUCUCGAUACACGAGGAGUGCUGGGCGGGCAUCAUCGGCGGCGUCCUUUCGUGCUGGAACCACCCCUUUGAGGUCGCGCGGAUCGAGAUGCAGGCGCGCGCGCUCUCGGGGGAGCCGGCAGUGGGGAUGAUUGCGGUGCUGCGCCAGGUCCACGCAGAGAGCGGCGUGGGCGGCCUCUUUCAGGGUCUGAUCCCGAGGAUGGGAACCAACGUGUGGCUAACCCUGUUCCUCGUCUCGGGGGCGAACAUCGUGAAGCAGUGCCGCGAGGGCUCCACAGAGGCAAUCUGCACGGCGAGCGCAAACCCGCAGCACCACUGUGCGUGACCGAGUCCACCCUAGAGUCCACCGAGUCGCGAGACCGAGAGUCUGCCCCCGAGAGGAGGCCUCGUCGUUCUCCCGUGAGCCGUGACCUGAGGUUUAGUUCCUUGACACACACCAGACCUCGGGAAACCGAGCCGUGUGCAGGUACAGUGUUGCUAUUAUUUUGUCCAGUACUCUGUAUAUUGUUGCAAGUCUCGUAGAAGUUUGAGAGUGAGAAGUGUGUCGGAGAUCG